Messenger RNA from Gadus morhua (Atlantic cod), 1461 nucleotides. RefSeq names its product UTP18 small subunit processome component (gene utp18). Gene Ontology annotation, molecular function: protein binding. The record is from RefSeq and is a predicted model, not a curated record. The transcript has 12 exons. Gene Ontology annotation, biological process: rRNA processing. Lineage: Eukaryota; Metazoa; Chordata; Actinopteri; Gadiformes; Gadidae. Gene Ontology annotation, cellular component: small-subunit processome; Pwp2p-containing subcomplex of 90S preribosome. Bases 1 to 1461 code for a protein of 486 amino acids.
AUGGAAGAAGUUAUUAAGUUACCGCAGACGGUUGAAAAACCUAAAAUCAAGAAGAGGGUGCGCGUACCAGCAUACAACCCAAAACAGGAGCUUAUAAAAAGACAGAGAAACGUGAAGAAUCUGACGGUUUUAGGGGAAAAUGACGCAUCUGUCAAACUAUUGGAGGACCUCGUUUUCGGUGCAGAGGAUGAGUUGGUUGAGAGACUCAUUGAGGACAAGCAAGGGGCGUCAUUAUUAGAUGACGAUGAUGAAGAUGAAGGUGACUUGGACGACCCAGAAGUGGAGAGCGAGGCUCAUCUAAAGGUCCCAUUAGCCAAGAAAGCAGCCUGGGUUGAUGACGAUGACGAGCGCAUGGAAGAAGUGGACAUGAGCCAUCGCUUCCGUAAGUACCUGACCAAAGGAGAGGCAGAGUCAAAGAUGACAAAGCAGAAACUCCAGCAGAGGAUGACCGAGCAGUUUCAGAAGUCAAUGGGAGGAAAGCCAACCUGGGCUGAGGUCAAAGUCAAGAAGAGCAAGAAAAAAGGCGAUGAUAGCGAGGAGGAUGAAGAUGAGGAUGAUGACGAUGACCUGCUGAGGAAGACUGGGAACUUUGUGGCGGCCUCUGAAACCCUGCCAUCGGGGACCCUACGGGUCAAGAAGUGUCUCCAUGCCAACUCUGCUCGUCCCUUCAGCGAUCAAGCUGACACGGUCCAGUUCCACCCCUCGGCUCAGGUUGUCAUGACGGCAGGACUCGACCAGUCCAUCCUCCCUCUUCCAGGUGGACGGGAGGACCACACCGAGAUCCAGAGCAUCACCUGGAGCGCUUCCCCAUCCACAAGGCCCAGUUCAGCCGCGACGGCGAGUCGGUGGGUGGCCACUGGCGUCAAGAACAAGAUGUUUCUACAUUACGACAUGAUGGAGUGGACGCGUGGUCUGAAGCAAGCCAGUGUGAGAGAAUUCUCUGUGUCUCCGGAGGGAGACUCUCUGCUGCUCUCCGGGAACGACGGAUACCUGCACGUCCUGAAACUCAAGAGGAGGGCGAGGUGUAUGUGUGGGACAUGCGCAGCAGUCGCUGUGUCAACAAGUUUGCAGAUGAUGGCUUGUGUGAAGGGAACCAGCAUCGCUACAUCCAGGAACGGACAGUACCUGGGCCUGCGGUCGGGAGUGGUCAACGUCUACUCUCAGCAGGACUGCCUGACAUCAGCCAAUCCCAGGCCUCUGAAGACGCUUAUGAACCUGGUAACCCCUGUGACCUCUCUGGCUUUCAACCCCGCCUCUGAGAUCCUCGCAAUGGCCUCGCAAAACGAGGACGAAGCCCUGCGUCUGUUUGACAGUGUUCUCCAACUUCCCCAUCACACGAAGAAGAAGUACAUCCACCGCACCAGCUGCCUAGACUUCUCACCACAUAGUGGCUUCUUCUCAUUGGCUAACAACAAGGGUGACGCCCUACUGACUCGGUUGCUGCACUACAAGGACUUUUAA